Messenger RNA from Fomitiporia mediterranea MF3/22, 1816 nucleotides. Its product is annotated as xanthine/uracil permease. The record is from RefSeq and is a predicted model, not a curated record. The transcript is spliced from 10 exons. Gene Ontology annotation, biological process: xanthine transport; transmembrane transport. Gene Ontology annotation, cellular component: membrane; fungal-type vacuole. The coding region runs from base 1 to 1752 and encodes 583 amino acids. Gene Ontology annotation, molecular function: xanthine transmembrane transporter activity. Lineage: Eukaryota; Fungi; Basidiomycota; Agaricomycetes; Hymenochaetales; Hymenochaetaceae.
AUGAGUGUCCGCAACCGCGCCCAACGCCUCAAACACAAACUCACAACACGCGAAGGAUGGUUCGGUGAUUACGACUACCUCUGGCUUUGUACACCUUCUCUUCCCCUUUCACCCUCCAAACAAUCCAAUCAUCGUCGUCAACGGCGACUUCCACCAUUUUACGCUCUCGACGCAGACAUCCCUCUCCUCCUAGCUACUGCAUGUGGAUUACAACAUGCACUCGCUAUGCUUGCAGGCUUGAUCACUCCUCCGAUCAUUUUUGCUACUACGUUGAAUUUGGAUACGGAGACUCAGUCGUAUAUGGUGUCUGCUUCGUUAAUUGGGUGUGGUAUUCUGAGCUUGGUGCAAAUGUCGAGACUGCGUUUGUACAAAGGAUAUUAUCUCGGUUCUGGCUUGCUAUCCGUUGUUGGGACAAGUUUCGCUACACUAAGUACUGCGAAUGCAAUUUUCGAUGCGCUCUACAACAACGGAACCUGUACAAGUACAACAGCAGCAGACGGUACAAUAACACGAGAUCCCUGUCCAGACGCAUACGGGAUGCUCCUCGGAACCUCACUCAUCUGCUCCUUCCUCGAAAUGCUCUUAUCACUCGUCCCCGUCCGAAUCCUCCAACGCAUCUUCCCACCAAUGGUAACAGGAACCGUCAUCCUCCUCAUCGGAGCCUCUCUCGUUGGGUCUUCAGGUAUUCCCAAUUGGGGUGGAGGGUCGAAUGAUUGUAUGUCUCGACCUAGUAGUGGGUUUUUUCAGCUGUGUCCAAAUGUAGGGGCUCCGAGGGCUCUUCUAUGGGGCUCACCAGAAUUCAUCGGCCUAGGCUUCCUCUCCUUCAUAAGCAUAAUCCUCACAGAACUUUUCGGCUCACCAUUCCUCAAGAACAUAUCUAUCAUCGUCGGCCUCGCAAUGGGUUGUAUCGUCGCAGGUGCCACAGGGUAUGUUGAUGGGAGUAGCAUAAAAAGUGCUCCUGCUAUUACUUUCCUUUGGGUAAAGACAUUCAAGAUCCGAGUAUACCCACCUGCUAUCUUACCGAUGUUAGCCGUAUACAUCUCACUAGCGAUGGAAGCUAUCGGAGACAUAACAGCUUCAGCUGAAGUCUCUCGUGUCGAAGUCGACGGACCAGUAUUCGAUUCACGUAUUCAGGGUGGAGUACUUUCAGAUGGAAUUGGUGGAUUCAUAUCUGCCCUGUUCACAGUUGCGCCUUUAUCAGUCUUUGCCCAGAACAAUGGUGUCAUCGCUAUCACACGCUGCGCGAACCGCACUGCAGGCCGUUUCUGCUGCGUCUUCCUCAUCCUCUUCGGCGUACUAGGAAAAAUCUCAGGUGUCUUCCUCGCAAUACCAAACCCAGUCCUAGGCGGCGUAACAACCUUCCUCUUCGCAACAGUCUCCGCAUCCGGCAUCCGCGUCCUCUCCUACCUCACCUGGACCCGUCGCACCCGCUUCAUCCUCGCCUCCUCCCUUUCUUUCGGUCUCGCGGACUUACUCGUCCCAAGUAUCUUCCAACAUCUUUUCGAUUCUGUGCCGAGUGAAAGCGUGGGGAAAGGGUUGCAGGGGUUGUUUGAUUCUAUCACAAUUAUCUUGAGUACACCUUUCCUUAUAGCAGGCAUCGUAGCGGUCGUCCUAAACCUCAUCCUCCCAGACGAGUCACUCGAUGAGGAUGGGCAUGAAGCAGCUCAAAUUCCAGAAUUAGAUGCGGAUAUAGAGCAGCAAGUCGACCACGAUCACAACGUAGAGACGGAAGACGGGAAACAUACAGUGUAGUGUAUAUAUACGUCAUAUUUACAUUUCUUGGGUUUUAUCAGAUAAAGAGUGUACUAUCUCUUUA